Molecule: messenger RNA, 1918 nt
Organism: Hermetia illucens (black soldier fly)
Lineage: Eukaryota; Metazoa; Arthropoda; Insecta; Diptera; Stratiomyidae
Product: cytochrome P450 4g1-like
Exons: 5
Coding region: 112-1779 (555 amino acids)
Molecular function (GO): iron ion binding; oxidoreductase activity, acting on paired donors, with incorporation or reduction of molecular oxygen; monooxygenase activity
Source: RefSeq, a predicted model, not a curated record
UUUGACGACUGAAUUUGUUCACUCGGGACUUCGGUACAAAUAAGCGCUUCCGUGAAAAGUUUUGUGAUAUACGUUUUAGAUUUAACCUGGUGGAUUGGAAUUGAUUUAACAAUGGCGGUGGAGCCAAUGAUUGAGCAACGCGUCGGCUACGGCAGCUCCAUCAUGAUGACUCUGAUGGCAACUGUUAUUGGCCUGGUGAUCACUUACUGGUGGCAGCAAAGCAAACGUUAUGUAAAAUUGGGAAAUAGGAUCCCAGGACCGCCGAAAGUUCCCUUCAUUGGCAACGCUCACUAUUUUAUAGGAAAGAACCACAAUGAAAUUAUGGAGAUGGCUCUAAGGAUGAGUAAAGAGUUCGGCAAUGUAGCUCGCGGUUGGCUAGGAAAUAAACUUGUGAUUUUUUUGACCCAUCCUGCUGACGUAGAAUUAAUCUUGAACAGCCAAACACAUUUGGAAAAAUCAGAUGAAUACCGAUUCUUCAAGCCCUGGCUCGGCGAUGGACUCCUCAUCAGCAAAGGCGACCAUUGGCGUCGCCACCGAAAACUCAUUGCGCCAGCCUUUCAUCAAAAUGUUUUAAAAUCGUUCAUUAGCACGUUUUACAAUAACAGCCUCAACGUAGUAAAGAGGUUACAACCCGAAAUCGGUAAGGAGUUCGACGUCCACGACUACAUGAGCGAAGCCACCGUCGACAUCUUGCUCGAAACCGCAAUGGGUACAAAGCGAUCUGCUCAGGACAAUCAAGGAUUCGAAUAUGCAAUGGCCGUUAUGAAAAUGUGUGAUAUCAUUCAUAAGAGGACUUAUCACCUUCUCUAUCGUUGGGACACAUUUUUCAACCUAACAUCGUUAAGAAAACAAGAGGAACGUCUGUUGGGAAUUAUCCAUGGACUAACGAAGAGGGUCAUUAAGAUAAAGAAGGAAAUCUAUGAGAAAACAUAUGUGGGCGGUGCUGCACCACACCCGUCAUUAGCGGAAAUCAUUGCAGAAGAUGCAAAAGACCUAAAUACCAAAAAACCAGCAGUAAUUACCGGACUUCGGGACGAUUUGGACGAAAUAGAUGAAAAUGAUGUUGGUGAAAAACGUAGAUUAGCUUUCCUGGAUUUGAUGGUCGAGACCGCGAAAACCGGAGAAAAUUUGACGGAUGAGGAGAUCAAAGACGAAGUCAACACAAUCAUGUUUGAGGGGCAUGAUACAACAGCGGCUGGAUCCAGUUUCGUUCUCUGUCUUCUAGGAUGUCAUCCAGAUGUCCAAGACAAAGUAUACGCCGAGUUGCAGAGUAUUUUCGGGGACUCAGAUCGCCCAUGCACAUUCGCUGACACUCUAGAGAUGAACUACCUCGAGCGAGUAAUUCUGGAAACAUUGCGAUUGUACCCUCCAGUACCAGUCAUUGCCAGGAAACUGAAUGAAGAUAUUAAACUGGUUUCUGAGGACUACCUCUUGCCACAGGGUUGCACCGUUGUGAUUGGCACAUUCAAAGUUCACCGUCGAGGGGAUGUUUACCCGGAUCCUGAUAUUUUCAACCCCGACAACUUCCUUCCGGAAAAUACUCAAAAUAGACAUUACUACAGUUUUAUUCCGUUUAGUGCUGGACCAAGGAGCUGUGUAGGUCGUAAAUAUGCCAUGCUCAAGCUGAAGGUUCUACUUUCAACCAUUCUUCGAAAUUACCAGAUUUCUUCAGAUGUGGAUGAAGAUCACUACAAGCUGCAAGCGGACAUCAUUUUGAAACGAACUGAUGGAUUCAGAAUAAGGGUGGAACCAAGGAAAAAGGCAGCCGCUGCAUAUUAGGAGACAACCUCGUGACUUUCGCUUAAUUAAUUUUAUGAUUAGCAUACAAUUAAAUAUUCUACUGUUUAUGCAAAUAUAAUUACAUAUUUACAAGAUAGAUGUAAGGCAAUGAUGCAAAGAAUAUGCAUACAAAAACCCA